Messenger RNA from Indicator indicator, 2343 nucleotides. RefSeq names its product progesterone receptor (gene PGR). The transcript is spliced from 8 exons. Gene Ontology annotation, biological process: steroid hormone receptor signaling pathway; regulation of DNA-templated transcription. The coding region runs from base 1 to 2343 and encodes 780 amino acids. NCBI's taxonomy places the organism in Eukaryota, Metazoa, Chordata, Aves, Piciformes, Indicatoridae. Gene Ontology annotation, molecular function: zinc ion binding; sequence-specific DNA binding; nuclear steroid receptor activity. The record is from RefSeq and is a predicted model, not a curated record. Gene Ontology annotation, cellular component: nucleus.
AUGACCGAGGUGAAGGCCAAGGAGCCCAGACCGCCUCCGCCUGUCAGAGACGGGGCGGUUCUCCUGCAGGGCCAGCCCGGCCGAGACCCCUUCCGCAGGGAAGCCGAGGCCAUUGACAUCUCUCUGGACGGACUGCUCUACCCCAAGAGCAGCGACGAGGAGGUUGACGAGGAGGAGGAAGAGGAGGAAGAGCCGCGGCAGCAGCUUGCGGGGGAGGAGGACCGGGACUCCCUUUCGUACCGACCGGGGUGCGGUUCCCUCUCGGACAAGGACUCCUUGGACACCGUGCUGGACACCUUCCUGGCGCCCGCAGGUCAUGCCAGCUCCUCUGCGGCCGCGGCGCCUUGGUCCUUCUUCGGGGCGGAAGCCGCGGAGCCGUCUGACGCCCCGAUGAGCCGCGGCCCCUCGCAGAAGGUGGGCGAGGUCGCCCAAGGCGCACCUGGCACCUCGCAGCCUCCACCGCGGCUCGUCCCGCUCUGGCCGGCUGGAGACGCCUUGACCACCGCCGCUAAACCGCGGCCGGCAGGGCCGGGGACCGGCGCGGAGGGUCCCACCACGGCCCCCAAAGGCGAAACGCCGGGGUUGGUGGCGCUGCCCGGCGGCGGGGGCCGGCCGGGGCCGGGAGCAGGGGAGCUGGGGCAGGAGUACCUGCAUGUGCCCCUGCUGCCGCUCAACUCUGCCUACCUGGCCUCGCGUACCCGGCAGCUGCUGGACGUGGCGGAGUACGAGGGCGGCAGCCCUGCCGCGGGGCCGCGCUCCUCGCCCCCCGCCACGGACCUGGCGGGCUACGUCUACCCGCCGGCGGAUGCCAAGGAGGGGCACUUCGCCUACGGCGACUUCCAGCCCAGUCUGAAGAUCAAGGAGGAGGGUCUCGGCCUCGCCACCCCGUAUCACGGCGGCAGGGCCACCGCCGCGGCCGGCUCCGCCGAAUUUCCGCAACCCCCGAGGGCCGGGCAGGAAUCCUCGCUGGAGUGUGUCCUCUACAAGACGGAGCCCACUGUCCUGUCUGGGGUCUAUGGGUCAGCGGCGGCGCCUCCUGACAGCCUGCCCUCCACCUCGGCCGGGCCACCGGGCCUCUACUCGCCACUGGGUCUCAACGGGCACCAGCCGCUGGGCUUCCCGGCGACGGUGCUGAAGGAGAGCUUGCCCCAGCUGUGCCCACCCUACCUCGGCUACGUUCGGUCAGAUACAGAAACCAGCCAAAGUUCUCAAUACAGUUUUGAUUCGCUACCCCAGAAGAUUUGUCUCAUCUGCGGAGAUGAGGCUUCUGGUUGCCACUAUGGAGUACUUACCUGUGGAAGUUGUAAAGUCUUCUUUAAAAGGGCAAUGGAAGGGCAGCACAACUAUUUAUGUGCUGGAAGAAAUGACUGCAUAGUUGAUAAAAUUCGUAGGAAGAACUGUCCAGCUUGUCGCUUGCGGAAGUGCUGUCAAGCCGGCAUGGUCCUGGGAGGUCGAAAAUUUAAAAAGUUUAACAAAAUUAAGGUCGUGAGGACAUUAGAUGUCGCACUCCAGCAGCCAGCAGCCCUCCAAGAUGAAAGCCAAUCUCUAACCCAAAGGCUGUCCUUUUCUCCAAAUCAAGAAAUACAGUUUGUUCCCCCAAUGAUAAGUGUUUUGCGAGGCAUUGAGCCAGAAGUUGUCUAUGCUGGUUAUGACAAUACAAAACCCGAAACACCAAGUUCAUUGCUGACCAGUCUAAAUCACCUUUGUGAGAGGCAACUUCUUUGUGUGGUCAAAUGGUCUAAAUUGCUACCAGGAUUUCGGAAUUUACAUAUUGAUGAUCAGAUAACCCUCAUCCAGUAUUCAUGGAUGAGCCUAAUGGUUUUUGCAAUGGGAUGGAGAUCAUACAAACAUGUCAGUGGUCAGAUGUUAUAUUUUGCACCAGACCUGAUCCUGAAUGAACAGAGGAUGAAAGAGUCAUCGUUCUAUUCCCUGUGCCUGUCCAUGUGGCAACUCCCACAGGAAUUUGUUAGACUUCAAGUUAGCCAAGAAGAGUUCCUGUGUAUGAAAGCACUGUUACUUCUCAACACAAUUCCUUUGGAAGGUCUUAGAAGUCAAAGCCAAUUUGAUGAGAUGAGAACAAGUUACAUUAGAGAACUGGUGAAGGCCAUUGGUUUGCGCCAGAAAGGUGUUGUGGCCAACUCGCAACGCUUCUACCAACUUACAAAGCUGAUGGAUUCCAUGCAUGAUCUAGUGAAACAGCUCCAUCUCUUCUGUCUGAACACAUUUCUCCAGUCCCGUGCACUGAGUGUUGAAUUCCCCGAGAUGAUGUCAGAGGUGAUUGCUGCUCAGCUACCCAAGAUUCUGGCAGGGAUGGUGAAACCUCUUCUCUUUCACAAAAAGUGA